AGCUCUUCUCCGCAGACGAGCUGGAGCUGGAUGUCCGGACACUUGCUGCUGCACUUCUCUAAAUGAUCCGGAGAAGUGAGGAGAAGGAGAAUCACUGCGACGCACAUGGCUCGAUGACAUGAUGUUCCUGUCCUUUUCCCCUCCCCCUUCCACUUCCACUCCUUUCUUCCCUGUUUUCCUUCUGCUCCUUCUUUUCCUUCCUUCGUCCCUCGUCUCCUCUUCCCUUUCCCACACCCCGUUGAGCUGGACCUCGCCUCAUGACCCCUGCUACUACCUUGACGGUCGACCGCGACACUGCCUGUCUGAGUUCAUCAACGCCGCCUAUGGAAUCCCCGCCGAUGCUAGCCACUCGCUACAAGCACAUGACCAUGACAGCAACAUCUCCAGCUUAACGGACCUCCACAACCCCCACAACCUCACCUGCUGGAUGGCUCGCGGAGGACCUGACACCGGAGAAUGGGCCAUCACGCUACCUCUGGGCCGCCGCUUUGAUAUUACCUACAUAAGUUUGCAGUUUUGCCAACACGGGGAGCCAUCGGACCCAAUCUCUAUCUCGAUCCUGAAGUCCAUGGACCACGGGCGCUCCUGGAGGCCGAUGCAGCACUACUCCAACGACUGCCUUGGGAACUUUGGGUUGCCCUCCCAGACAGUGGCCCAGACGAGGCAGCAAGAGACGGAGCCCCUCUGCUCAGACCCUCGUCCUUUACAAAAGCAGCGGGGUGGCAUGGUGUUAGCCUUCUCCACCCUGGACGGACGGCCAUCUUCUUCUGACUUUGACUACAGCCACACCCUCCAGGACUGGGUGACGGCCACAGACAUCCGAGUAGUCUUCCACCAGGUGUCCAAAGCACCCAAGAUAGUCAACUCUGAUAAGAAAGGGGAAGUACGAUGGCGGGAUAGUGUAGAAGAUGACAGAGGGACUGGGCUUCUGAGGUGGAGACCGGGCUACAAGGGGCGCACUGGAGAUCAGGUGGACAAGUUAAGCACAGACAAUACACUGGGAAUUUUCGACAGAGAUAUAAGAGGGAGGAACAAAGAGGAGAAAGUGGACAAACACCCAAGGAGGGGUCAUUAUAAAGAAUCAGGGCAAGACGAAGAUGGACACAAUGUGACCAGCAAAGAAGGUGAGGAUAGUUUCAGCACGGACACGCUCACUUCUUCAAAGAAAGGCGGGAAAGCCAGAGGGCGUGGCCGCAAGAAGGAAAACAAUCCUUGGCCACCUUGCCCCAAUGGAGGUUGUACUUGGACAGUUGAGGGGCGGAGCAGGAACAACAGGGGGAGGGAACUGAGGAAGAGGAGGAACAAUAACCUCAACGCAAAACAAGGCUCCAGGAAUCUGCAGUUGGCCCCACCCUCUGCUCUCCGACCUCCUUUGGCGCUUUCGGACCUGCAAGUUGGCGGCAGGUGUAAAUGCAACGGACACGCUUCCAAGUGUCGCCGCGACGACACCGGAAAAGCAGUGUGUGUGUGCGAGCAUCACACAGCAGGACCCGACUGUGAUGUGUGUGAGGAUUUCUACUGCGACCGACCGUGGCAUCGAGCUACACCCACGCACCCAAACCCCUGCGUUGCCUGUGAGUGUAACGGCCACUCAACCAAGUGCCGCUUCAGCAUGGAGGUGUUUCAGCAGUCGGGCCGGCACAGUGGAGGUGUGUGUCAGAAGUGUCGGCACCACACGGCCGGACGACACUGCCAAUACUGCCAGAAUGGAUACACCCACGACCAGAGCGUACCAAUGAACCACCGCAAGGCCUGCCAACCAUGUGAGUGCCAUCCUUUGGGAGCAGUGGGUCGAUGGUGUAACCAGACAUCAGGUCAAUGUCUGUGUCGAGAAGGGGUGACCGGCCCCCGGUGUAACCGCUGUGCUCCGGGAUACAAACAGGGCAAGUCCCCUCUGCGGCCCUGCAUACGAAUUCAAGAAGUCGCUCCGACACCAGUGUUUCAACCUCAGUACAGCAUAGCGGAGGAGUGUGUUUCAUACUGCCAGCCUUCUCAGGUCAAAGUCAGGAUGAACUUGGAGACCUAUUGUCUGAAGGACUUCGUGCUGAAGGUGCAGGUGCGAGGGAUGGAGCGUUCAGGUCCCUGGUGGCAGUUCUCCAUCUCGGUCCAAACCGUCUUCCGGGCAGGGUCCAAAUCCCGCAUCCGAAAGGGCCAGCAGUCCCUCUGGGUCCCCGACCGAGACCUGGGCUGCGGCUGCCCCUCCCUCCACGUGGGCCGGACCUUCCUGCUGAUCGGUGCGGAGGAGGGGGAGCGGGGCUUGGGCCCGGAGGAGAGUCGCCUGGUGGCGGACCGCUCCACUCUGGCCCUCCAGUGGCGGGAACACUGGAGCCCCAAACUCAGGGGCUUUCGGGGGCAGGACAAGAGGGGCCGCUGCCCGCCAAAAUCCCCCCACGAGCACCACCAUCACAGGGAGCGAACAAACCCCCAGUCUGGGUACAUCCCCCCUCACCUGCUGACUGAGAAACAAAGCGAGGACACACACGUGGACACACACAUAGAGGACACUCAAACAUCAGUGGUGCCACACACACAGUCCCACACACAGGUGAAACCCACAGAGGAGACCCCAUCGCCUACCCCUGCUCUGGUUUGCUCCACUCAAGGUCCUGUUCACAGAGAGACAUAAAAACAAGAAAUGCACGGCUUCAGAGUUUUAUAUUUUUACAGAAAGUUUCAGGAGGCAUGACUUUUGCUUCCUCAGCCUGGACAAACUCCCCUUCACACACACAUGCACACGCACACCCACACACACACCCACCCACCCACACCC
This is a messenger RNA of Gymnodraco acuticeps, 2770 nucleotides long. RefSeq names its product netrin 5 (gene ntn5). Gene Ontology annotation, molecular function: protein binding. The coding region runs from base 119 to 2626 and encodes 835 amino acids. The record is from RefSeq and is a predicted model, not a curated record. The transcript is spliced from 7 exons. NCBI's taxonomy places the organism in Eukaryota, Metazoa, Chordata, Actinopteri, Perciformes, Bathydraconidae.